AUUUAUUUAUAAUUUUAAUAAAUUAAUUUGUAAAAGUAUUAAUUAAAGAAUAUCUUAUAAAAUGAAGUUUAAAAUAAUAGAAUACAACAAAAAAUAUGAUUUUUAGCUUAAAAAGUUGUACUUAAAUAAUAUAACAAGAACUGCUACUCCGGAUGGUUAAAUUUACUAGAGCUAGUUAUUUGAAAAAUAUGGAUAUUUGAAAAUGUUUAUAUGCUAUUUUAUUUUUGGUUUGCUCCUCUAUAUUUUGCUUUAAUUGCUAAUAAAUCAAAUAAUGGCUGUAAUUUUUACUGUACUAAUUUUGUUAGUAUUCUUUCAACAAGGUUAUGUUAUUGUAUUAGUAAAAAUUCUAAUUUACUACUACUGCUUUAAUGUCUUUAUUCAUGAUUUUAGAAAUAUUGAUUAAUACUAUGGUAGUAAAAACAAUAAAUUAUGGCUUGCAAUAGAUGAGGAAUAAGACGAUGUUUUAGGAGUAGCAGCUUUAGAUGAAAGUACCUCAUUACUUGACGAUUUAAACUUAUGGGAUACAGUCUUAUCAGAUGAAAAUUAAAAAUAAAAACAUAAAACUCAAGUGUGUGAAUUAAAAAGAAUGUCUGUUUCUCCAAAGGCAGCUGGAAAAGGUAUAGGAAAAGCUUUAACUGAGAGAUUUAUCUAAUAUGCUGAAAGUAAGGGAUUUGAGUAUGCUUUUUUGACAACAUAUAAAUUUAAUAAAGCAGCAACUAAAUUAUACGAGAAAUUAGGGUUUUAAAUAAAAUAAAUAAUUCCUUUCGACUCUAUUCAUAAUAUUCUUAAUUUAGAAGUAUCAUUUAUGGUAAAAUAAUUUAACUCUACUAAAUCAAAAUGAGUAGCAUAUGUUUGUUUGUAUUUUUAUACUGAGUGUGAAUGGCAACAUUUGUAACUUUUACUUUUUUCAAAUUAUUUUUUAUAUAUUUAGGAAAUUUAAAUUAUUUAAAAUUUAAAGUAAAAUGUUAGUUUGAUUAUUUUUAAAAUUUAAAAAUUUUAUUUAUUUUUUAAUAUUAAUUUAAUUUAUGUAAUUACAUAUCUUCCUUAGAUAUGCGCUUAUGUUGUCUUUUUCAAUUUAUUUAUUUACUUUAUUAUUUAUUUAUUUAUUAUUUAUUCUUUAAUUUAGUUUUAUUUAAUUUGUUUUUGUUUAAUUCUUUUAUUAAAUAAUAUCUUUCAUUUUUUUCUUAUUAUUUAUUUUUAUAUUUUUUUAUUUUUAUUUUCAUUUUAAAAUAAUUUUAUCUAUGUUUCAAAAGCAAGGAGAGUGAGAGUUGCAUGAGAUCAGAUGACUUAAGCAAGGUACCUAUAAAAAAUACUUUUAUAUAUUUGUUUUAUCUAAGAGAGAAUUUGAUGAUAAUUUCAUCUUUUUUGUGAUUUUUUUAUUGACAAAGAAUUUCUCUACAGUCAAAUUUAACAUUAUUAAUCUAAUCGCUAUGGGGCUUUCUAAUUUCUACACUACCAUUAAGCUUGUUUAAAAAACUUAUCCACGAAAAACUGCGAUUAAAUCAUUUUAUAAAUUUGUCGAGAAACUAGUGCAUUUAUUUUAAGCAUGCACCAAGCAAUUUUAUUUAUUUGGAAUUUUCUUUUUUAAAAACUCUUAAUUAAUUUUUUUCCUCUUUUAAUUAAUUAU
This is a messenger RNA of Tetrahymena thermophila SB210, 1627 nucleotides long. RefSeq names its product GNAT family acetyltransferase. The transcript has a single exon. Gene Ontology annotation, molecular function: N-acetyltransferase activity. Lineage: Eukaryota; Ciliophora; Oligohymenophorea; Hymenostomatida; Tetrahymenidae. The record is from RefSeq and is a predicted model, not a curated record.